Messenger RNA from Guillardia theta CCMP2712, 1397 nucleotides. RefSeq lists its product as hypothetical. Bases 164 to 1084 code for a protein of 306 amino acids. The transcript is spliced from 7 exons. Gene Ontology annotation, molecular function: protein serine/threonine kinase activity; ATP binding. Lineage: Eukaryota; Cryptophyceae; Pyrenomonadales; Geminigeraceae. The record is from RefSeq and is a predicted model, not a curated record. Gene Ontology annotation, cellular component: cytoplasm; nucleus. Gene Ontology annotation, biological process: endocytosis; signal transduction; peptidyl-serine phosphorylation.
AGGCUGGAAACUCAAUCAAAUUCAGACCUGUACAACCUGAGUCAGAAAUCUGAUCGCAGGACUUGAGCGACCCGUGACAAGGGUCGCAGGCUGGCUUAGCCACUACUGGUGACAAACAGACAAAUUGGUCCAGGCCUAUAGUUCAUAUUUCCUGGAUUGAAACAUGGAGCUUCGAGUUGGAAAUAAGUACAGAAUUGGGCGAAAGAUAGGAAGCGGCUCAUUUGGAGAUAUUUUUCUCGGAACAAACAUUUCGACGAGCGAAGAAGUUGCCAUCAAGUUGGAAAGCGUCAAAAGCAAGCACCCACAGCUCCUUUAUGAAUCCAAGGUACUCAAGAUUCUUCAAGGGGGAGUAGGCCUUCCCAGCGUUCGUUGGUAUGGAGUGGAGGGCGACUACAACGUCAUGGUCAUAGACCUCCUUGGGCCAAGUUUAGAGGAUCUAUUCAAUUUCUGUUCGAGAAAGUUUAGUUUGAAAACUGUCCUGAUGUUGGCGGAGCAAAUGUUGAGUCGUAUAGAAUUCGUGCACUCCAAGAGCUUUAUACAUCGUGACAUCAAACCUGACAACUUCCUUAUGGGCCUAGGAAAAAAGGCAAACCAGGUCAACAUUAUCGAUUUCGGUCUUGCAAAGAAGUAUCGCGACCCCAAGACACAUCAGCACAUUCCCUAUCGAGAGAACAAGAAUUUGACUGGGACUGCUCGAUAUGCGAGCAUCAAUACUCAUCUGGGUAUUGAACAGAGCCGCCGCGAUGAUCUGGAGUCGCUGGGAUACGUCCUCAUGUAUUUCAAUCGUGGAAGCCUUCCGUGGCAAGGAUUGCGCGCUGCAAACAAGAAGCAAAAGUAUGAGAAGAUCUCAGAGAAGAAGAUGGGCACUCAAGUGGAGCAGCUCUGCAAAGGCUUCCCCCAGGAAUUUGCCACCUACCUGAACUAUGUUCGGGCCUUGAGAUUCGAUGACAAGCCAGAUUAUGGAUAUUUGAGAAAGUUAUUCCGUGAUUUGUUCAUUCGAGAAGGCUUCCAGUACGAUUAUGUGUUCGACUGGACGAUUUUGAAGUAUCAGGAAACAAUCCAGCCUGAAAGGCCUCAAGGAUAAUUUGUGCCUCCACAUUCUUUGGAGAUCUGAUUGCAGUCCAUCCAUGAUUCAGUUGUCGCACCCAGGCAUCGGAACUCGAAGCCAUGCUGGAAUUUUCUGGUUGACUUUUGAAUCUGUGGUUGAUGUUGCACAUUCCUUUUUGGAUUUCAGAUCGGAUGUUUCAAUAUGAUUUCGAAACAGAUGUAGCGAAAUGGUUAUAUAUAGCAAGAGUACAUUUCAUGAACUGCAUGAAGCAAAAGCAUGGGAAAUGAAGCUGUAGGGAUAAACUGUUGCGCUGAGAUUUUUGUUUUGGUAAUAAACAUUCUUUCCCAUG